Molecule: messenger RNA, 1296 nt
Organism: Argentina anserina (silverweed cinquefoil)
Lineage: Eukaryota; Viridiplantae; Streptophyta; Magnoliopsida; Rosales; Rosaceae
Product: vicilin-like seed storage protein At2g18540
Exons: 8
Coding region: 42-1034 (330 amino acids)
Source: RefSeq, a predicted model, not a curated record
UUGACCUCUCCUUCUCUCCGUCUCUGUUUAAACCAGCCAAAAUGGCCAAAGAUCGAAACGGCGACGUUCCGGAGAAGUCAAACAAAACCCCGGACAAAGACGACGGAAGCGUAAGAAAGUCCGGCAAAUCCAUAGAGCUUUCCGACUCCGGGGAGGACACAAGGCGCAGCAAAUCGAGACGAAAAGCCCUGGAAGCCUCCGAAUCGAGCGACGAUGACAAGCGCGCGCGCCGCAGGCGGAAGAGGAAGUCGCGGCGUAGGUACAGAAGCAGCAGCGAGGACGAUUCGGAUUCGGAUUCGGAAGAGUCCGAUGAGGAGAGCGGCUCGGAUUCGGGCUCGGAGUCGGUGAGCGAGGGUAGCGAGAGCGAGCGGCGGCGGAAGAGGAGGGAGAGGAGGAGGAGGAAGGAGAAAGAGGAGAGGAGGAGGAGAGAGAAGGAGAAGAGGAAGAGGAGGAGAGAGAGGGAAGAUGAGAAGAAGAAGAAGGAGAGGAGGAAGAAGAGGAAGAAGGAGAAGACGGAGAAAGGUAAAAAGGGGGCGGUAACUGAUUCUUGGGGCAAGUAUGGGAUCAUCAGAGAGACUGAUAUGUGGAACAAGCGACCGGAGUUUACGGCAUGGUUGGCAGAAGUGAAACAGGUGAACCUGGAGCAUCUGCCGAAUUGGGAAGAGAAGCAGAUGUUCAAACAGUUCAUGGAAGAUCACAACACUGCUACAUUCCCUUCCAAAAAGUAUUAUAGCCUUGACGCUUAUUAUAGGAAUAAACUGGAAAAGGAAAUGAAAAAAGGUAUUAAGAAGGUUGGACAAACAGAGCGUGUUGUAUUCAAUGAUGAGGAAGUGCGAAGGCAAGAAAUGAUGCGAGUCCGUGAAAAACAAAAGGAAGAAGAAGUUGAAGCUUUGAAGCGUUCUAUGCAAAGUGGACUGGCGCAAGCAAUGAAGGAGCAAGCUCAACUGCGGGAAGAGAUGGCCUACCAGUACAAGAUUGGAAACUUUGAGGCUGCUGCUGCUAUCCAGAGAAGGUUGGACCCUGAUGCAGAGUAAUACUGCUGUAUGAAAACCGGUUAAGGAGUAGUCUGAGUUGUGAGGAGUUUAUUUAUCAUGUGUCUACUAGCAGAAGAGUUUAGAGAUAAUCCUCUGUAUGUGUCUAAUUAUCUUACUUUCUAGCUCAACCAUUUUUGCAGAUACAUAGGAAAAUUAUUUUUAUUUUAUUGUAUUUUAUUUACUGCGUUUUCACAUUUGUUAGCUUCCAGCCGAUUUAUCGACUUGGAUUGAUUGUGAAGAUAAUCAUAUUGCAUCCAAGUAG